Molecule: messenger RNA, 522 nt
Organism: Iphiclides podalirius (scarce swallowtail)
Lineage: Eukaryota; Metazoa; Arthropoda; Insecta; Lepidoptera; Papilionidae
Source: the annotation of a GenBank genome assembly
AUGGCGCCAGGUGAAAGGAUUAAAUGUCUACUCCAAAUUCAACAAGGUGGUAAUGCACCACAGAAGUACGCAGGCAUGGUCGACUGCGCCAGGCAGUUAUAUGCAGAGGGUGGAAUAAGGAGUAUUUAUAAAGGCAGUGUGGCCACAAUAUUGAGAGAUGUACCAGCAAGUGGUAUGUAUUUUAUGACAUAUGAAUGGGUGAAAGAGGUUCUCGUUCCAGAGGAUGCAAGCAAUAAACUGAAGAUGAUAGCCACAAUAAUAGCAGGUGGUUGUGCUGGUAUAGCUAACUGGCUAGUGGGCAUGCCAGCCGAUGUACUCAAGAGUAGGCUUCAAACUGCUCCAGAAGGAACAUAUCCUAAUGGUAUGAGAGAUGUCUUCAAACAAUUAAUGGAGAAAGAAGGUCCAUUAGCUUUAUAUAAAGGUGUUACACCUGUUAUGAUAAGAGCUUUUCCAGCAAAUGCUGCAUGCUUUGUUGGAUUUGAAUUUGCUGUGAAGUUCCUAGACUGGGUUGCUCCAAACCUU